AUGGGUGAUGUUCCAGAUAGUGCCACCAGCCUACCUCUAAUUUCCAAAGGCCUUGUUUCCUCAGAAGAUCAUACUUACGUCGUUGAACGAAUGAUUGAAGGUAGAAUGGCUACCAAGGAGGAAAUAUCUGUAUCUCUUGACAAAGAUGCUUAUGACCACAUUGCUGCUACCUAUUAUCUCAUGAUUGAACGGAGACUGAAGGCAAAGCAAGCAGAAGCAACUUCAUCAACUUCAUCAAAUUCUGCAGCCAAUGCUUACCACUUCCGCAAGAACUCUGCUCCUGCUGAUGGCAAGCCUCAUCUAGAACCCCUUGCUCUGUCUCCACGAUCUUUUGGCUUCAAUGGAAUUGAUUCCUGUUACAGUUUUAUUUUUUCUUUUCCUUAUUUCUUUUUCUUUUUCUUUUCUCUUUUUCUUUUUUUUUUUUCUUUUUUCUUUUUUUCUUUUUGUCUUUUUUCUCUUUUUGUCUUUUUUCUUUUUUUGUCUUUUUUCUUUUUUCUCUUUUUUUUUUUUUUUUUUCUUUUUUUUCUUUUCUUUUCUUUUCUUUUUUUUUUUUUUUUUUCUUUUUCUUUUCUUUUUCUCUUUUUCUUCUUUUUCUUUUCUCUAUUUUUUCCUCUUUCUUCUCUUUUUUUUUUUUUCUCUUUUUCUCUCUUUCUUUUUUUUUUUUUCUCUUUUUCUUUUCUUUUUCUCUUUUUUCUCUUUCCCUUUCUUUUUUUCUUUCUUUUUCCUUUUUUUUUUUUUUCUCUCUUUUUUCGCUUUUUUCUUUUCUCUCUUUCUCUUUUUCUUCCUUUUCUCUUUUCGCUUUCUUUCGCUUUUUCUCUUUUCGCUUUCUUUCGCUUUUUCUCUUUUCGCUUUCUUUCGCUUUUUCUCUUUUCGCUUUCUUUCGCUUUUCUCUUUUUCCUUUUAAGCUUUUUUUCUUUCUUUUUUUCUCUUUUUCUUUCUUUCGCUUUCUUUUCGCUUUUCUCUUUUUCUCUUUUUUUUUUUCUCUUUUCUUUUUUUUCUCUUUUCUUUCUUUUUUCUCUUUUUCUCUUUUCUCUUUUUCUCUUUUUCUCUUUCUUUUCUUUUUCUUCUUUUCUCUUUUCUCUUUUUCUUUCUUCUCUUUUCUUUCUUCUCUUUUCUUUUUUCUCUUUUCUUUCUUUCUCUUUUCUUUCUUCUCUUCUUUUCUUUCUUUCUCUUUUCUUUCUUCUCUUUUCUUUCUUCUCUUUUCUUUCUUCUCUUUUCUUUCUUCUCUUUUCUUUCUUCUCUUUUCUUUCUUCUCUUUUCUUUCUUCUCUUUUCUUUCUUCUCUUUUCUUUCUUCUCUUUUCUUUCUCUUCUUUUCUUUCUCUUCUUUUCUUUCUCUUCUUUUCUUUCUCUUCUUUUCUUUCUCUUCUUUUCUUUCUCUUCUUUUCUUUUUCUCUUUUCUUUCUCUUCUUUUUCUCUUUUCUUUCUCUUCUUUCUCUUUUCUUUUUCUUCUUUCUCUUUUCUUUCUUUUUCUCUUUUCUUUCUCUUUUUUCUCUCUUUUUUCUUUUUUCUCUCUCUUUUCUUUUUUCUCUCUCUCCUCUUAA
This is a messenger RNA of Acanthosepion pharaonis, 1542 nucleotides long. NCBI's taxonomy places the organism in Eukaryota, Metazoa, Mollusca, Cephalopoda, Sepiida, Sepiidae. The record is from the annotation of a GenBank genome assembly.